CUCAGGUUACCGCCAUCUUUAUUCCUCACUUUCUUCUCCACUAUAAAAGUCUUCUCUUCUGGAUAACCUUUCGUAGUCUUACCGUUAUCUUCUCCCAAAACACACAAAAAAGCUUCUAGAUCCAUUCCGAGUCAUGAGUUCGGUACAAUUCACUGAGUUGCUUCCGGGUUUGCCCGAGGAACUCGCUCUCGAAUGCUUGACCCGAUUGCAUUACUCGACCCACUCAGUCGCCUCGCUCGUCUGCCGCCGCUGGCGCCACCUCCUCCUCAGCCGUGACUUCUAUUAUCACCGGAAGAAGACGGGGCAUACCCACAAAGCCGCCUGCCUGGUCCAGGCGCUUCCGAUUCCCCCCUCCUCCAAACCGAUCGGGCAGCCCAGUUACGGGAUUUCCAUGUUCGACCCGGUGAGCCGGACCUGGAGCUGGGUCGACCCGAUUCCCAAGUACCCGAGCGGGCUCCCGAUGUUCUGCCAAAUCGUCAGCUCGGAAGGGAAGCUCGCGGUGAUGGGCGGGUGGGACCCGGUGAAUUGGGACCCGGUGAAGGAUAUCUUCGUGUACGAUUUCGCGACUCGCGGGUGGACUCAGUGCGAGGAUAUGCCCUCGAAACGGUCGUUCUUUGCCGCGGGGGCGGUUGACGGCCGGGUGAUCGUUGCCGGCGGGCACGACGAGAGCAAGAACGCCCUGAAAUCGGCGUGGGUUUUCGAUGUAAGGAGGAACGAGUGGAGCGAGCUGGGCGCGAUGAGCGAGGAACGAGACGAGUGCGAGGGGGUGGUGAUCGGGUCGGAGUUCUGGGUCGUGAGCGGGUACGGGACGGAGACGCAGGGGCGGUUCACGAGCAGCGCUGAGUCACUGAAACUCGUGACCGGCGAGUGGAGGCGAGUCGAGGACGCGUGGGGAGCCAGCCGGUGCCCGAGAGCGUGCGUGGGGAUGGGCAAAAACGGGAGCUUGAUGUGCUGGGCGGACUGUGACCCGGAGAUACGGGUCGGAGCCUGCGGGGUUGAUCUGGGUGACCUGACCUUGGUGACCGGGUCAGCCUACCAGGGCGCGCCACAUGGGUUUUUCUCUAUGGAUAACAGAGGGCAAAAUCGCAAAUUGCAGAAAAUUGAGGUCCCUGCUGAGUUCGCUGGGUUCGUCCAGUCCGGUUGCACAGUUGAGAUUUGAAAAAAGAGAUAUCCUAUCUACACCCUCCUAGUUCUCUUUCUAGGCAAAAGAUAAUUUGUGAAUUAUCUUUAUAGACAGACAACUGGGGAGUGUAUACUCCGUAUCAUACUCUGUAUAUGUACAAAAGUGUGUACUUGUAGCAUUUUGGUGUUAUUAAAAAAUGCACUCGAUUUCCGGAGAGUUACCGUUUGACCAGAUGGGCGGAAGAAUUGAUCGGACAGUUUGACUCGAUGGUCUCGAGAAUCCACGGGACAGUUAGACUCGAUGGUCCCGAGAAUCAACGGGACAGUUAGACUCGAUGGCCCCGAGAAUCAAUGGUACAGUUUGGCUCGAUGGCCUCAAGAAUUGGUUGGACAGUGCGACAUGGCCCGAGAUCCGGCCCGCCCGGACUAGUUAGAUACUUUGAUAAAUAGUGGAGAUGUUUAUGGUAUGUCUCAAUGCGCUUUAUGCAGACCGGUGGUACUUUUUUUCUUUUAUUCGGCAUUAUACUCUAAGAAAGAAGCAUAUUGUGGGCUCUCUGGCAUAAUAUCACGUUUGGAAUUACGGUUUCUGUAUUUUACUUCUCCCUAUUUCUGUGGAUAUGAAAUAUAGAUAUUUUGUGAGUGUACCCUUUUCUGCUCCGUUAUUUCUGACGGUAACCUUAUAUGUUGUCAAAUUUGAGCCAUUUUCUCUUUAAUAGAUGUAGCAUAAUAGUACGUCUCCUUAAAUGUACACUUUUAUGGUGAUCAGAAAGUCACGCUCACUUAUUUCCUGGUAAGAACUCAGAGUUUUAAUUUGUUGAAGUUGAUGGGAAUCCUAUGUAGAAGGGAUAUAAUCCAAUAUGGUGAAAGAAGGAUAAAAAUACCAAAGUUCCUUUUGCGCCUUUUUGUCUUCAGCGAUGCUUGUAACAAUAGUGGAGACAGGAUAAGCUCAAGGGGUGUGGUCGCUCCAAAAUAAAAUCAUCAUCAAUCAAUCAAGCAAUACUUAAUUUAAUGAACUAAGUGAGGCCUGCAUUCUCCCGCCUAAACUUAUUGGGUAAUUUAGUCAAUUUGGCUCUUGCUAAUCCCUUCAAUCGUCUUGCCUUGUCUACUAUUCUUCUGCCAGACGCCUUCUCAAUUUGACAUUCUCAAGUGCGUUGGAGCACCACCUGCGAUCAGUGGCGGAGCCAGAAAAAUGGCUCGGGGGUCGAAAAUCAAAAUAUAUACCGAAUGAAAAUGGUGAAUCGUUUUUAAAUAAUAUUGAAUUGAAUAUUUUGAUAUGCAGUUUAGAUAAAUAUGCACUCCUAACAAUAAGAUAUAUGGUCUUUGCUGGGUUUCUGAGUCGUGUCACGUAAGUAUUGAGUGAAUUAUACCCUAUUUUUAAAAUUUGGG
Cuscuta epithymum is the source of this 2508-nucleotide messenger RNA. Lineage: Eukaryota; Viridiplantae; Streptophyta; Magnoliopsida; Solanales; Convolvulaceae. The record is from the annotation of a GenBank genome assembly.